AUGGCUUUCAAAUUCAUUAUCCUCGCAACAGUUUUGGCUUACGCCAACGCAGGUAAUCUGAUUGCCAGUUCUCUAUCAGCGGCACCCUUAGCUUAUGCCAGCCCAGUGAUUGCAAAAGUUUCAGCGCCAGUCGCUGUAGCCAGAGCUGAGCCAUACGAUCCUAAUCCUCAAUACCAAUUCGGCUACAAUGUCGAAGAUGCACUCACUGGUGAUUCAAAAAGCCAAGUAGAAACCCGAAGUGGAGAUGUAGUGCAAGGUCAAUACUCCUUGAACGACCCUGAUGGUACAAGACGUACCGUUGACUACACAGCCGACCCCAUCAAUGGAUUCAACGCUGUUGUUCGCAAAGAACCCUUGGUAGCCAAAGCUGUAGUUGCUGCUCCAGCUGUGGCUGCUGUACGUACUGCUCCAGUUUUAUCUGCGGCUCCUCUGAUCCGCUCAGCUCCACUUAUAUCGCAACCAGCCUUCUCCGCCCCUUUGAUACGUUCCGCACCACUUUUGGCUCAACCAGGAUAUGCCACUACACUGCUCCGUUCCUCUCCAAUACUUGCUCAGCCUGCCUAUGCCUCACCAGCACUUUUGAGAUCUUCUCCUAUCUUAUCUGCUGCUCCAGCACUAGGAUAUUCCACCGCUUACGGUAAACUUGCUGGACCUCUUGGAUACUCUACACUCAUUCAUUAGAUUUCUACCUGAAGACAUGUUACCAUUUAAUUAGUUUAAAGAUUUUA
Coccinella septempunctata (seven-spotted ladybird) is the source of this 728-nucleotide messenger RNA. RefSeq names its product larval cuticle protein A3A-like. The transcript has 2 exons. The record is from RefSeq and is a predicted model, not a curated record. Lineage: Eukaryota; Metazoa; Arthropoda; Insecta; Coleoptera; Coccinellidae. The coding region runs from base 1 to 681 and encodes 226 amino acids. Gene Ontology annotation, cellular component: extracellular matrix.